Dentiscutata erythropus is the source of this 426-nucleotide messenger RNA. NCBI's taxonomy places the organism in Eukaryota, Fungi, Glomeromycota, Glomeromycetes, Diversisporales, Gigasporaceae. The record is from the annotation of a GenBank genome assembly.
AUGGCUCUCAAACGUAUUCAGAAGGAACUUGCAGAGCUUAACAGAGAUCCUCCAGCUGGGAUUAGUGCUGGUCCUACUGAAGAAGAUAUAUUCAACUGGACAGGCACCAUUUUGGGACCUGCAAACAGUCCCUACAAAGGAGGCAUUUUUAAGCUCAAGAUUGAGUUCUCCCAAGAUUAUCCAUUUAAACCACCAUCCGUCAAAUUCAUCACCAGGGUAUAUCAUCCAAAUAUUGAUGAUGACGGUUCAAUUUGUGUGAAUUUGUUGAAAACGGAUGUAUGGAAACCUGCCACUAAAAUCUCCCAAGCCAUCGCGGAUCUUCUCGAAAACCCAAAUCCUGAUGAUGCGCUGGUAGCUUCUAUUGCAGAGGUUUAUAAUACAAACAAACCAAAAUUCGUCAAAACCGCAAAAGACUUCGUAAAAAAG